Messenger RNA from Medicago truncatula (barrel medic), 558 nucleotides. RefSeq lists its product as uncharacterized. The record is from RefSeq and is a predicted model, not a curated record. The transcript has a single exon. The coding region runs from base 1 to 558 and encodes 185 amino acids. Lineage: Eukaryota; Viridiplantae; Streptophyta; Magnoliopsida; Fabales; Fabaceae.
AUGCAAAAACAUGUUUUCCUUCGAAUAGUUGGAGAUCUUUCAAGUAGUGAUAACUACUUCACCCAACGAAUUGAUGCAGCCAAUAAAGAAGGUAUAUCACCGUUAGCAAAAUGUACCACAACAAUGCGAAUGUUAGCAUAUGGUGUGGCAGCAGAUGCGGUCGAUGAAUACAUUAAAAUAGGAAGUAGUACAACAUUGGAAUGCUUACUUAGAUUCUGCAAAGGAAUCAUACGACUCUAUGAGGAAGUGUAUUUGAGAGCACCAACCCAAGAUGACCUGCAAAGAAUACUGCAUGUUAGUGAAAUGCGGGGGUUCCCAGGGAUGAUCGGCAGUAUUGACUGCAUGCACUGGGAGUGGAAAAAUUGUCCUAAAGCAUGGGAAGGUCAAUUUACCAGGGGGGAUAAGGGAACCACCACAGUUAUUCUGGAAGCAGUUGCAUCUCAUGAUCUAUGGAUCUGGCAUGCCUUUUUUGGAUGUCCGGGAACGUUGAACGAUAUAAACGUUCUAGACCGGUCACCAGUGUUGAUGAUGUGGAACAGGGAAAGGCUCCGAGGGUGA